Messenger RNA from Hansenula anomala, 846 nucleotides. It is a transcript of the gene PPM1, whose product is annotated as leucine carboxy methyltransferase. Bases 1 to 846 code for a protein of 281 amino acids. The record is from RefSeq and is a predicted model, not a curated record. The transcript has 2 exons. NCBI's taxonomy places the organism in Eukaryota, Fungi, Ascomycota, Saccharomycetes, Phaffomycetales, Wickerhamomycetaceae. Gene Ontology annotation, molecular function: protein C-terminal leucine carboxyl O-methyltransferase activity. Gene Ontology annotation, biological process: C-terminal protein methylation.
AUGGAUCGUAAUGAGAAAAUCAUAAGAUCAACAGACUAUGAUGCCUUAUCUUGUCGAAUUUCAGCUUGCAAAAAACACUAUCUAGAUGACAAGUAUCUACAAAAUGUGAUUCAUGGGUUAGAAAAAUUCCUAAGGUUUGAAAACAAAAUAUCAUCAAGAAGAGUAUUCAAUGGAAUUGUUAAUAGUGUGAAGCUACCCAUAAUCAACCGUGGUACUUAUAUCAGAACAAAAUCAAUUGACUAUGUGAUAGAGGAGUUCCUACGUGAAUUUGAUGGACAACAAGUCCAAAUUGUAAACCUUGGUGCUGGUUCAGAUACAAGGGCUUUCCAAAUAUUGGCUUCAAGGGAAAAUAUCAAUUGGGUUGAAUUUGACUUUAAAGAUUCUACAAAAUUGAAAAAGGCAAUCAUCACAACUGAUCAAGUCUUGGCUAAUGCCGUUGGUGUUGAUUUUGUCCCAGUUGAUGAUUUUGAAAUAUUUUAUACUGAACUUGAUGAUACUUUAAUUUCAGAGAAAUACAAACUAAUAUCCAUAGAUCUUCGUGAUAUAGAGACCUUGAAAACAAUAAUCUCCACUGAACUAGACUUAAAUGCACCAACUUUAAUCAUUUCAGAAUGCAUGCUUUGCUAUACAGAAUCAUCGGUAUCCACCAACAUUAUUCAAUCAAUCAGAUCUCAUUUCACUAAAGGGGUGUUUGCAAUUUAUGAUCCAAUAGGUGGUGAGGACAAUUUUGGAAGUGUUAUGAUUGAUAAUUUGAAAAUUAGAAAUAUUUCCAUGCCUUCUCUACUAGAAUUCAAUACUUUAGAAAAAUAUUCACAAAGGUUGCAGGAAUUGGGCAUAAAGGAUUGA